CACCGAGAGGACGGUAAAAAUGUACCAAGUGUCAUCAACACCUCCAAAAUCAGAAAAACCUAAAAAACGUGUCGAUCAUUUGGAUGCUAGUGAACCGAGUAAACACGGGGACUGUGAUUACCGCAGGGCAAAUAAAGACCACCAAAAGAACAAUCCAGCACCUUGGAGAGAAAUACCACCGCCAACCAAAUCCCGCCGUCUGGACCGGGAUUACAGGCAUGACCGUCCGAAAUCCAGACCAACGUCUGAAACCAGGAGUGAGGAUUCCUCAAGACAGUCUCCCGCCUCAAAACCAGGACACAACAUUGGACAAAAGUUUCCUAACCCCAACAUGAUCAGUGAUUUCUCAGCUGCUACCCCAAAGGUGUUUCCUCACACCUGCUCGCUGUGCAACGUUCAGUGUGAUCAGGAGAAGGACUGGGCCAAUCACAUCAACACCGUUAACCACACUGCUGCCUGCAGAGACCUGCGAAACAAGUUUCCUGCCUGGAGACCAGAUUCAACACUGAGGCGUGGUCAUUAUGGAAGCCAGUCUCAGCAGGACCCCAGGGAUUCUUCUCCAUCUCGCCCUCACAGCCAUAGUCCUCACAUCAAACACCGGCCCCGGGGCCCCCAAACCCAUGACCCACAUAGAAGACCAUACUCACCUUCCAGAUUCCCUCGUGGUCACCACCACUCAGAACACGGCCCUCGACCACCGAGCCAUCGAUUUGGUUCCCACAGUCCUUCAGUGUCACAUGGACACAGCAGGUUCUACAGAGAACAUGGAACGUCGUCAGGUGGUGCCAGUAGAUCAGAUUUGAAGCGCUCACACAGCACCACCAGUGAUUCUAGCCCUCAUCCAUCUAAGAUCUCCCCACGCAGCAGAUCUGGUGCCAAGAUUAGUAAAACUGUCAACACGAAGAAGAAGAAACCGCCCACUGUGACGUCACAGAGUUCACCCGGAGUAGAUUGUCUUGUUUACCUGACAGGAAUUCCUAAUGAUGCCUCUGAACAGGAAGUGACAAACUUGGUCGGGUCCUUUGGAAAGAUCAACAAUGUGAUCCUGCUGCCUUGUUCUGAGGGGGAGGAUGGCGUGAAGAAUGGAGGACAGAAAGCGUCAGUUUGCAUGAUGAAAUCAGAAAAUGCGGAGGCACUGGCCAAGUCCACCACCUUGUCCAUCAGAGAGCAGAAAAUCUUUGCUUCUGCAGCCGUGAAACCUGAGGAAGAAUCUGAGUCUCCUGAGGCCAGUGGCAGAAAAGUAGACGCGGAUGAAGAAGAAGCUGCUGCUGUCGGACAGGUUGGAGGGCCUGAAGCUGAGCAGAAGAAUUCAGAGAAGAAAGGACUAGUCCUGCUCUCUGGACUUCCUGAGAGGGGCUGGUCAGAGAGUGACAUCCUUGAGAUCAUGCAGCCCUUCGGAAUACCCUUUGACAUCAUCAUGGCUCCACACAUUGGAAAGGUUCUGGUCUUCAUGCCAGACGUUGAAACGGCUGCUGAAAUAGUCAAAGUUCACAGUUUCCUGCCUGCGAAGUUCCAAACGUCUGAGCUGCAGACGGUCCAGAUCAAACAGAACAUCAGCCUUCAAACACCUGUGGCGCUCUACAACUUGCUGAUGAAAGGGCAGAACCUUUGGAAUGGUACCGAUCUAGUCCCCUGGAACAGCCUCUUAGUCAUCACGAAUGUCCCGCCCUCUUGUUCCUCUGAUGUCCAGAAGCUGGUCCAGCGCUUUGGUACAGUCAUUAAUACCUUGAUGGUCAACAACAUGGUCAUAUGUGAAAUGGCAACCAACGCCAUGGCUUUGUCUGUUUACAAGCGCUUCCAGUCGUUUCCAGUGACCAUCCAGAAGAACCCUCUGUUCUUUUCCAGGAAACCUGAUCCUAAGCCUCCGACUUCUACCACAGCCCUCACUCAGGAUAAAUCCAGCCAGUCAGCAGCAGCAGUGACUGAAGAACAACCAAACCAACCUCACGAGGAACCACAGUGUCCUACAGAGGUAACUGAACAUGAUUCUAAUGGAACUGAGAAGAAGAUAACUGCAGGAGAACAACGGUCAGAAGAAACGUCUAGAAAAGAUGAUCUGGUCAAUGACUCUGAAGCUUUCGUCGUAGUAGAAGAAGAGAGUGACACGGGCAUGGACCAGGCACAAGCAAGUACCCUCACAACGCCAGAAAAUGUUGGAAAGUGUGACACAAGAGAAGAGGCAUCCGAGGUGAAGGACACGUCUGAGGUGGAGGACGCUUCAGAGGUGAAGGACACAUCUGAGGUGAAGGACGCUUCAGAGGUGAAGGUCACGUCCGAGGUGAAGGACGCUCCUGAGGCGAAGGACGCUCCUGAAGCGAAGAACGUUUCUGAGGCGAAGAACGUUUCUGAGACAAAUGUUUCUCAGGCGAAGAAUGUUUCUCAAGCGAAUAAUGUUCCUCAGGCGAAGAACGCUUCUGAGGCGAAGAACACUUCUGAGGCGAAGAACGCUUCUGAGGCGAAGAACGUUCCUCAGGCGAAGAACACUUCUGAAGCAAAGAAACUAUCUGAGGCGAAGAGCGCUUCUGAAGCAGAGAAUGUUUCUGAGGUGAAGAACGUUUGUGCAGUGAAGCUCACGGCUGACGUGAAGAACACUUCUGAAUUGAAGGUCAUGUCAGAGGUCAAGGACCCGUCUGAGGUGAAGAACGAUACUCAGGUAAAGGACACGUCUGAACUUCCUGAGGUUCCUGAGGAAGCAGUGAAGAACUUAUCAUCAGAGAUUGUAUUCAACAAAAACAUGACAACAUGCGAGCAAAAAGAGGACAAGGUCCAAACUGAGACAAAACCGAAACAAAGGUCAACAGAGACGGAGUUGAAGAAAAAGUCCACAGAAAAGCAGGACGUGAACGAGGAGAAGAAGCCCAGAGACGAGAGGAAGAUCAAGGAGUUGAGAGCAAAAGACGAAAAGGACAGGGAGAGGAGUUUGACAGAGGAAAGAGGACACAGAGAGAGGGAGAGGAGGAUGGGCGAGAGAAGGAUCCAGGAGAGAAGGAUGGAGGGCAGGAAGGAGAGAGAGAGAAGGGAGUACAAGAGACCACAUGUGGAAGGUUCCACAGGAUCCAGGUCCUACAGGUCAGAGGGAAAGUCUGGUUACCGUCGCCACAGCUCAGAGAGAAAAGUGGUCGGUCACAGGGAGGACAAGAAGCAGGAGCAAGAAAAGGAGGAGGAGGAGGAGGAGGCCAUGUUUCCCUUCAACCUCAGUGACUUUGUGACCGUAGAUGAAGUGGGAGAUGUAAAUGACCUUCCCUGUUCUCCAUCUCCUGAUGUUACCACGGAAACCACAGGGGUUCCAGAUGUUCAGGGCACUCAGUCUUCUGUCCUACAGGAAGAUACAGAGGACCAUGGGGCAGCUGAAGCCAAUCCCAGCAGUCAUCGGGACACACCUAUGGAGGCGGAGUCAGAGACGGCAGGAACAAAGACAACGGCGAUGUCGUCAUCUGAACCUGUGAAGAUGGAGCCCUCUGACGUCUCACCUGUCGUCGCUCCGAUGUGCUCCACCUCUGCGACUCCUCCCUCAACACAAGCACACGGAGAUAAAGCAGAAGCAGCUGAGGCUGAAACGUCUUUGAUCGUCACAGAGACCAAACUCCCUCCUCCGUCCCCCUCACCAGCCGACCCUGCUCUCGUAGUUUCAGCUGACCUUGCCUCAACCACCGACUCCGCCACCCCAGCGGUGGUCCCCGCAGCAGUUACUGAAGUCACCUCGGAUCCCACGGCGGCGGAAACUGGAAGUCAAGAGGACCAAUCACAGGAGACUGUAGAGGCUACGGUGCAGACCAAAACUCCCAUCUGCCCUUCCUCUCCCCUCCCUCCUUUUGACCCUAUGAAGGCUGUCGGUCUGGAGUUCUUGGUUCCAAAGACUGGGUUUUUCUGUAAGCCCUGUAAUCGCUUCUUCAGCGGAAGUAAAGCCGCAGAGAUGACUCACUGUAGAACCCUCAAGCACUACGAGAACCUAGAGAAAUACCUGGAGACCAUGAAGACGGCGGUGAAGCCCAAAGCUGAGCUAAGCUGAGCCCCGAACCCGAGUCCUGACCCUAACCCUAACCCUAUGGUCAUCUUUCAGUUUAUCGUCUGUGUCAAACUCUGAUUUAAUAAAAACGUCUCAUCUAAA
Molecule: messenger RNA, 4108 nt
Organism: Cynoglossus semilaevis (tongue sole)
Lineage: Eukaryota; Metazoa; Chordata; Actinopteri; Pleuronectiformes; Cynoglossidae
Product: zinc finger protein 638-like
Exons: 25
Coding region: 20-4009 (1329 amino acids)
Cellular component (GO): nucleus
Molecular function (GO): zinc ion binding; nucleic acid binding
Source: RefSeq, a predicted model, not a curated record